Otolemur garnettii (small-eared galago) is the source of this 1264-nucleotide messenger RNA. RefSeq names its product cannabinoid receptor 2 (gene CNR2). NCBI's taxonomy places the organism in Eukaryota, Metazoa, Chordata, Mammalia, Primates, Galagidae. The transcript has 2 exons. The coding region runs from base 116 to 1183 and encodes 355 amino acids. Gene Ontology annotation, biological process: cannabinoid signaling pathway. Gene Ontology annotation, molecular function: cannabinoid receptor activity. Gene Ontology annotation, cellular component: membrane. The record is from RefSeq and is a predicted model, not a curated record.
CCUUCAGAGUGGACACAGAACAACCAGGAUCCCUCAGCCUGCGUGGUUCCUGGUGCCCAGUCACAGAGGUCCAAGCUUUCUUGGCAAGCCCAGGGGAAGCCAAAGGACCCGCCUCAUGGAGGGAUGCUGGGUGAUGGAGACAGCCAAUGGCUCCAAGGAUGGCUUGGAUUUCAACUCCAUGAAGGAUUACAUGAUCCUGAGCGGUCCCCAACAGAUAGCUAUUGCGGUGCUGUGCACUCUUCUGGGCCUGCUAAGCGCUCUGGAGAACCUAGCUGUGCUCUAUCUGAUCCUGACCUCCCAACGGCUCCGCAAGAGGCCCUCAUAUCUGUUCAUCAGCAGCUUGGCUGGAGCUGACUUCUUGGCCAGCGUGAUCUUUGCGUGCAACUUUGUCAAUUUCCACGUUUUCCAUGGUGUAGAUUCCAAGGCUAUUUUCCUAUUGAAGCUUGGCAGUGUGACCAUGACCUUCACGGCCUCUGUGGGCAGCAUACUGAUGACCGCCAUCGACCGAUACCUCUGUCUACACUACCCACCUGCAUACAAAGCCCUCCUCACCCGUGAGAGGGCACUGGUGACCCUGGGCAUUGUGUGGGUCCUCUCGGCACUGGUUUCCUACCUGCCCCUCAUGGGAUGGACUUGCUGUCCCAGGCCCUGCUCUGAGCUUUUCCCACUGAUCUCCAAUGACUACCUGUUGGGCUGGCUCCUGUUCAUUGCCUUCCUCUUCUCUGGCAUCAUCUAUACCUAUGGGCAUGUCCUCUGGAAGGCUCAUCAGCAUGUAGCCAGCUUGGCCGAGCACCAGGACAGGCAGGUACCAGGAAUGGCCCGAAUGAGGCUGGAUGUGAGAUUGGCCAAGACCCUGGGGCUGGUGCUAGCUGUGCACCUCAUGUGCUGGCUCCCAGUACUGGCACUCAUAGUCCACAGCCUGGCCACCACGCUCAGCAACCAGGUCAAGAAGGUCUUUGCCUUCUGCUCCAUGCUGUGCCUUGUCAAUUUCAUGGUCAACCCUGUCAUCUAUGCCCUUCGGAGUUGGGAGAUCCGCUCCUCUGCCCAUCAUUGCCUGGUCCGCUGGAAGAAGUGCUUCAGGGGCAUUGGGCCUGAGGGCAAAAAAGAAACCCCAAGGUCCUCAGUCACUGAGACAGAGGCUGAUGUGAAAAUCACCCCAUGGGCAGAUUCCAAAGACCCCUAAUGCUGAGUGCUACUGAGGGUUCUCUCCCAAUUUUAAACAACUUGAGUCAGAAGUCUUUUCACUCCCUGGUUAAGGGGGGGU